CAAGGACGGAAAUUGCGUAAUUGUUUAUAAGUAUCACAAACAUGGCGACUUACAGGCAGGUCGGGAGGUUGUUGGGUAUUUCUGCAAGAAUUUCAAGUCCGCUUGCUGUGCGUGCAUAUCAGUUUGCUGGGCUGCAUUGGACUCCACACAACAUUGGUGUUACCAGGAGAUGGUCACUGCCACCAUUUUCAGUUGUAUCUGCAAGGACCAUGUUUAUUCAGACCCAGGACACUCCCAACCCAAACAGCUUGAAAUUUCUGCCUGGUCGCAUGGUCCUUGAACAAGGAACGAUGGAUUUUACUGCACCCCGUGAAGCCUAUUGCUCCCCCCUCGCAAGGCAGCUAUUUAGAAUCGAUGGUGUCAAGGGUGUCUUUUUGGGUCCUGACUUCAUAACCAUAACCAAGACAGAUGUAGAUCUGGAAUGGAAGUUAAUCAAACCUGAUGUGUUUGCUGCCAUUAUGGACUUCUUCACAUCUGGACUCCCUGUUGUCAAUGAGGAGGACACCCCUCGUGCAGAUACAGCACCAUCAGAUGAUGAUGAUGAGGUGAUUGCUAUGAUCAAAGAGCUUCUGGACACCCGAAUCAGGCCCACAGUGCAGGAGGAUGGUGGAGAUGUCCUGUAUUGUGGCUUUGAGGAUGGCAUUGUAAAGCUGAAGCUGCAGGGCUCCUGCACCAGUUGCCCCAGCUCCAUGGUCACUCUGAAGAGUGGCAUCCAGAAUAUGUUGCAGUUCUAUGUCCCUGAAGUGGAAGGGGUGGAGCAGGUGAAGGAUGAGCAAGAAGAGGUUGCCCAAGGCUGAGUCCAAUGGAAACUACUCAGACCUUAUAGACAUUCCUCUUACCCUCUCCCCUCCUGCAGCCACUCCUGACUCCAGUAUAGCUGAUAAAUCCGCAUCGUAGAGGCGUGUCUAAAGCACAGCAGUGACGAAGGAAGAACUUCGCUGUUAUUUUGAGAGAAUUGUCAUUGGACUUCAUAAGUUCCCAGAGAUUGUCAGCUGUCAACCUUUCUGGCUAUGGGACUCAGUGUGUAAGAGGGGACCCCACCUUGUCUGAAGUAGUGUCCUUGUCCUGCUGUUUGCUUUGGAAGGAUUCCAGGCUGAUGGAGUCCACUAACUUUUGUCUGACAAUGUAUUUAUUGCAGUAUCUCAUAUUAUCACACCAUAUAACUCAGUAAGUAUUGGUUAUUAAAAAAACAACUCCAUCUAUAUACAACAUGUGCACACUGUAUAAUGUAAAUAAAAUAAAGUACAUUGAAUUAAGUGUAACUAUAUUAUAGAAUUCCCUGAAUAUUGGCAACUAAAUCCUUUGUCAAUCUGACUGGAAAAGGUGCACAUGUUGCACGGAUAGAGGAUACUCCUUUUGCCACUAUGGUCUGGAGGAAAGCUUGAGUUUGCAUUGCUUUCUAAGUCUGUUACUAUUAUUGUACAUUUAAAUAAGUAAUUAAAGACACAUAAUUUAUAC
This is a messenger RNA of Salvelinus namaycush (lake trout), 1458 nucleotides long. RefSeq names its product NFU1 iron-sulfur cluster scaffold homolog (S. cerevisiae) (gene nfu1). Bases 42 to 797 code for a protein of 251 amino acids. NCBI's taxonomy places the organism in Eukaryota, Metazoa, Chordata, Actinopteri, Salmoniformes, Salmonidae. Gene Ontology annotation, biological process: iron-sulfur cluster assembly. The record is from RefSeq and is a predicted model, not a curated record. Gene Ontology annotation, molecular function: iron-sulfur cluster binding; iron ion binding. The transcript is spliced from 8 exons. Gene Ontology annotation, cellular component: mitochondrion.